This is a messenger RNA of Cooperia oncophora, 750 nucleotides long. NCBI's taxonomy places the organism in Eukaryota, Metazoa, Nematoda, Chromadorea, Rhabditida, Trichostrongylidae. The record is from the annotation of a GenBank genome assembly.
AUGAUCAAAAAUGUAUAUGUAACCGUUUCUAUAUUACGAGCACUAGGGGGUGCGAACGACGUGCACGCAAGACCAUGCGAAAGGAGACGCUAUGAUCACCGCCUGAAAUGGGAUGUUCGUUCGCUGAAGUUCUAUCGAAACGAAAGUCAAAUGACACCAUCUCAAUUGAGCGCAUCACUCACGUUUGCUCGAGGUGCAGUGCAUGCUUCGCUGUCACGUGCUGCCGUCGACUGGAUGGUGAACACAAUAGAUCUCACUAAAACAUUUGAACAACUUGACCGCAAGGUAGUGGGUGUUGACGAGGUGCUCAUUCCAACCUUAUUUGUGAGUGAAGGACUCAGCAUGCCCGGAGGAUUCACUGCUGAGUGUAUCAAAAAAGGACGAGGAACUGGUUUUAUAACAAGGGUGGAAACCUGGGCGUACGAUGGCAAAAUGCAAUGCCGCUCACAGCGCUAUCGCCACAGCGUUUGUAUUUACGGUGUGGAAGAUUUUGCCUGGCUUGCCAAGCAUCCAAAGUUGAUCGCUAACAAGAUGAUGCCUUCGUUCGACUAUGGCGUUGUGGACUGUGUGCAUGAACUUAUAUUCAAUCGCACUCACCUUGGGCAAACCGAUCGCCUAUGGGACGUGAAGAUGUACGAAAGGCAGCCUCACGUGAGUGUAUUUGCUACAAUUCUGCUGGCAGAAACCUCAGGGAGGGGACGUUUUCCAAAGUCAUGUCAAUAUUAUGAGAACUACUGCAACGUCUUCUGA